Callorhinchus milii (elephant shark) is the source of this 2408-nucleotide messenger RNA. RefSeq names its product insulin-like growth factor-binding protein 1. NCBI's taxonomy places the organism in Eukaryota, Metazoa, Chordata, Chondrichthyes, Chimaeriformes, Callorhinchidae. Gene Ontology annotation, biological process: regulation of insulin-like growth factor receptor signaling pathway. Gene Ontology annotation, molecular function: insulin-like growth factor II binding; insulin-like growth factor I binding. Gene Ontology annotation, cellular component: extracellular region. The transcript has 4 exons. Bases 83 to 913 code for a protein of 276 amino acids. The record is from RefSeq and is a predicted model, not a curated record.
AAAUAAUCCUGAUUGCCCUCAGAGAGGCUAGGUUCUUUGAGUACGCACCGGUUCUCUGUGUGGUUUACCUUUCUGUGUUUCAAUGCAUCUUUUAAAGCACUGGAGUGUUCAGUUUGUGCUGAUUUCACUGCUAAUACGGGUCUCACUAGAGGUGCCUAAGCCCAUCCGUUGCUUGCCUUGCACCAACGAAAGGCUGGGUCAUUGCCCACCCAUGGAGAAUUCUUGUGGAGGGGAGCUGGUGAGGGAACCCGGUUGCGGAUGCUGUCAGACGUGUGCACUGGCUUCAGGUCAGCCAUGUGGGGUAUACAGUGCACGCUGCUCUGCGGGGCUCCUCUGUUAUCCGCAGAUAGAGGAAGGCAAACCCCUGCAGGCACUCACCCAGGGACGGGCCAUAUGCAUGGAGCAGGCUGAGGUGGAAAGGAUCCAAGCACUUCAAACAGAACAAGCAGAAGCACAAGAGUCUAAUCUGGAAACCGAGACUCCCACUCCAGCAGGCACAGAUCACGCCCCAGAUCGACCAGCAGGAACUAACCUCAGGCCUAUACCAGCUCCUGACAAAUCUUAUGACAUUCAAAAUUCACCUGAUACAGAGUUCGAAAGAAGAUCCAAACGAAUAAAUCAGAAACCAAGAGAGCCUCAGGUCCAGGGUGCAUGCCAGGCCGAAAUGCAGCGAGCUAUUGCAAGGAUUACUUUGGUUCAACAGCGUGGUAAUGAAGAACUUUACAGGUUUCACAUCCCUAACUGUGACAAAAGAGGACUCUACAACCUAAAACAGUGUGAAUCUUCGCUGGAUGGUCAGCGUGGAAUAUGUUGGUGUGUUUUUCACUGGAAUGGGAAGAGAAUUCCCAAUUCUCCAGAAGUUAGAGGUGAUCCCCAGUGCCAUCGGUACGUGCCUUCAGGACAACAAAAGUAAAGUAACUAAAGUGUCUUAAGAAACUGGUAGCGCCUAGAAUCUUUGAUUUUCUUCCACACACCAGAGCACGGCAUUUGAAGAUGAUAUCUGUAAGGUUGCAGUUAUCUUUGAUGUUAUGUGAGCUAUUUAUUUCCUACUCUGUUUUUUAAAGAUUUCAUUUUCAAAAUAAUGCAAACUAUUACUUUUAGUAUGGGUGUGUAUGUCAACAGUAUAUGUUCAGUCCACUGAAACAAAUCUACUAUUGCCAGGUACACUUUCAAUGCACUACUGGGUAAAUACUGGGUAAAUCAUGGGUAUGAAAAUACAGCUAUUGCAAAUAAUGCAUCAUGAUGAAAGCAGAGUAACUGGGUCCACUGUAAACCUAACAGUGCAGAUUGGUCAAGGUGAUUGGUUACAAGUCUGACAAAAGAUAACUGUUUCCAGGGUAUCAAAAUAGUCCAAUAAAAUGUAAUUGUUGAGUUUGGAAAUCUAUCCUAUACACACAAUUUGCUUUUGUCAAUGUGAAUUCACCAUUACAUCCAUUGCAUCCAAACUUCUUCCUCAAUAUAUGACUAUCCAGCAAGUUUAUUCAAAUGCCUAUGUCAUAAAACAUGUAGAAGGGUGUUUCAAAGGUUAGGUUGUUACAUGUUGGGGUUCAGAUUAGCUUUAUAAACUUUACUCUUUUAGUUUAUGACAUUGUCUGUACUGGAAAUGCUCUGGCCUUCAUCAUAAUCCGUAGACAUCUAUUAUCCUCUGUAUAACAUCUUGCAUAUCCAACAUAGUUUCAGUAAAUCAACUGUAUUUGUUUAAUAAAAAGUGUUUUGAUGUUGAACAGAAAUGUUUUUAAUUAUGGAAUGAAAUGCAAAGAUAGUUGUUCUCUACUAUAAAUCAUACUUUCAGGUUAUUGAGAAUAUUUUUUUAAAAGUGCAAAAUUCCACCCUCAUUCUUAGAGAUUUCUUAUAUUAUUUUCGAACUUUAGUAAUACUGAAAUAGCUAAACUAUUCAAUGCCAAUCCUUUGUACUCCCAACAAUCCUCAGUCACUGCUAAAUGCUAUGUGCGCAAUACCUUUGAGCAUUUUUGUAUUAUUAUUGCUAUAUUAGUAAGAGUCAAAUGAACUUUUGAAAUGGAUUUUCUGAUUUAUUCUUAUCCCCUGAAAAAUCAAUAUUAACUUAAACAAAACCUGCCUGUGCAAAAGAAGAUGUUAGUCUGAAAUUACAUGAUACUGUAUUUCAACAGUGCUCAUCGUAUUAAAGCAGGGCUUGCACUGCAAGUCUCCCAGUGGAGAAUAAUAGAAACAUUUUAAUGCUAAUUAUUCUUUGGAGGCUUAAAAAAAAACUUUAAAUUCAUCUGGGUUAUCUGAAAUAAUCAACCUGUCGCUACAUAGUAAGUUGUCACAAGAUGCAACAAAUUUCACAUCCUUGUUAUUCAGAUAAUAUUCAUCAUCAGCCUCAAGCAUAGUUUCAGCCAAUCAACGUUUGUAUUUGUGUAAUAAAAAUAUUCUGAAUAUCAUCAAGA